AAUCGCCGUUUUAUUACAUAAUAAUUCUAUAAAACAGUAAACAAUUAUCUUUGAAAAACAAUACAAACAAUAUUAUUCAGUAGAAGGAAGAGAUUAAGCUGUCUAAAAUUGAUUUUUAAAGAAGUAAGCUUUGAACAUGGCGUUGAGAUCGAUCUGCCGGCUGUCAAUUGAUUCGACCUUCAGCCAUUUGAGCCAUUUGGGAGCCACCGCCCGGCCGAGACGAUCGUCUUUCGCAUUGCUCGUACGAAGUUUUGCCGUUAUUGCAGAAGAAAUGGGUUUGCCGCGAGUUUUCUUCGAUAUGACCGCGGAUACUAAGCCUGUGGGUCGUAUCGUAAUGGAGUUAAGGAGUGAUGUUGUCCCAAAAACUGCAGAAAAUUUCCGAGCCCUUUGUACUGGUGAGAAGGGUUUUGGUUAUAAAGGAAGCAGCUUCCAUAGAGUGAUCCCAAAUUUCAUGUGCCAAGGAGGUGAUUUUACUAACCAUAAUGGCACUGGUGGCAAAUCUAUUUAUGGUGUGAGAUUUGAUGAUGAAAAUUUCACAUUGAAACAUACUGAACCUGGUAUUCUUUCCAUGGCUAAUGCUGGUCCAAACACUAAUGGUAGUCAGUUUUUCAUUACCAGUGCCAAAACAAGUUGGCUUGAUGGCAAACAUGUUGUAUUUGGAAAAGUUGUUGAAGGAAUGGAUGUUGUUAGAAAAUUGGAGGCUAUGGGAUCUCAAAGUGGAAAAACUUCCAAAAAGAUUGUAAUAACUGACUGUGGAGAAAUGUAGAUUGUUCAAUUAGAUACUCUAAUGACUGCAUUUUUAUUUAGCUGUUGCAUACAACUGUUGCUAUCUUUAUUGUAUGAUUCAUUCAUUCUAAUCAUCGCCGCCAUUUUUCUUUAAUAUUAUGGAUUGAGUUUCAUAUAAAAGAAAAAAAUGUAUAAUUUUUAAAUUAGAAUUAACAAAUCAGCUGCAUUGUACAAUCUUUCAUCAUAAAUAAUUGAAGUUGGAAUACGUAAUGAAAUAGAAUUUAUUAAUAUGAAUUUUUGGUUUGUUUUUUUAUUAUAAAAAAUCGUUCAAUUUCUCAUUCAUCAUUACCUGUAAUAAGCAACAUUCUUCUAAUCAAAGUAAUAUAAAACAAAUGAACAAAAUUUAGAUCCAACAUUCUUCCAUGAAAUAUUUCUCCUUUAAUGAUAUUAAAUUAUAUAGCACACUAAAUGUGUAUAGAUGAAUCGUGCAUUUCAUAAAAUAAUUCUUCUAUAUGUCCUACUCAUAUUUUAGUAUCCAAUCAGGAUAAAAUUCGUAAGCAAGGUCCAUAAUUAGUGUUACAUGAUUGCUGUACAAUGCAUUUAUCUGUGACGUUACGGAAUAUUUUAACUUUUCUAUUGUGCUUUUAUACUUAGACCCAUCAAAAUAAUGCUCAUGUUAUCUAGGGCAUUAUUCGUUUUUAUAUGUAUACACCAUUCCUUUUCUAAGCACACAAGAUAAUAGAGAUUUGAUUAGUGUAAACUGUAAUAUCAGAUAAUGCCUUUAGGUAAUUCCAUCUUAUUUUGAUGUAACACAAAUGUUGAAAGAUGUAGUUUCAACGGUCACAGUAAUUGGGAUUUCUAUAAAAUAAAAUUGUUUUCAGAACUAA
Apis laboriosa (Himalayan honeybee) is the source of this 1613-nucleotide messenger RNA. Its product is annotated as peptidyl-prolyl cis-trans isomerase-like. Gene Ontology annotation, cellular component: intracellular membrane-bounded organelle. NCBI's taxonomy places the organism in Eukaryota, Metazoa, Arthropoda, Insecta, Hymenoptera, Apidae. Gene Ontology annotation, biological process: protein peptidyl-prolyl isomerization; protein folding. Gene Ontology annotation, molecular function: peptidyl-prolyl cis-trans isomerase activity. The record is from RefSeq and is a predicted model, not a curated record. The transcript has 3 exons. Bases 137 to 766 code for a protein of 209 amino acids.